Molecule: messenger RNA, 516 nt
Organism: Saccostrea echinata
Lineage: Eukaryota; Metazoa; Mollusca; Bivalvia; Ostreida; Ostreidae
Product: large ribosomal subunit protein uL24-like
Exons: 4
Coding region: 64-495 (143 amino acids)
Biological process (GO): cytoplasmic translation; ribosomal large subunit biogenesis
Cellular component (GO): ribosome; cytosolic large ribosomal subunit
Molecular function (GO): structural constituent of ribosome; RNA binding
Source: RefSeq, a predicted model, not a curated record
AAAGAGCAUCACGUGAUACGUUCCUUUUCCGGUUAUCGGCCCAUAAGUAAACAAGGCCUGAAGAUGAAGUUCAAUAAAAUGGUCUCCUCCUCAAGGAGGAAGAACAGAAAGCGUCACUUUAAUGCUCCCUCACACGUUCGUAGGAAGAUGAUGAGUUCUCCCCUAUCAAAGGAACUUCGCCAAAAAUACAACGUGAGGAGUAUGCCCAUCAGAAAGGAUGAUGAAGUGCAGGUUGUUCGUGGUCAUUACAAAGGACAACAAGUUGGGAAAAUCGUCCAGGUGUAUCGAAAAAAGUUUGUUGUGUAUAUUGAGAGAAUCCAGAGGGAGAAGGCUAAUGGAGCUUCUGUCCAUGUAGGACUCCACCCCUCCAAGGUGGUGAUAGUGAAAUUAAAGAUUGAUAAAGAUCGCAAAAGGAUUCUGGACCGAAAGGCUCGUUCUAGACAAGUUGCUGAUAAGGGCAAGCACACAGAAGAAAGUGUUGCAAUGGAAUCGUAAUAAAUUAUUGGGGAGAAAGCA